AUGGUAGGAAGAACCCACGACUCCAGACACAACAGCCGUGGUGGACGCGACAAGAGUCCUCCAGGUCCACCUCCAGGUCCACCUCCAGGUCCACCUCCAGGUCUUCCUCCAGAUCCGCCUCCUGGUCAUCCAGGUCCACCUCCAGGUCUUCCUCCAGGUCCUCCUCCAGGUCCUCCAGGUCCAGAUCCGGAUCCUGGUCCUCCUCCGGGUCCGCCGCCAGGUCCUGCUCCAGGUCUUCUUCCUGGUCCUCCUCCAGGUCCUCCUCCAGGUCCUCCAGGUCCAGAUCCGGAUCCUGGUCCUCCUCCGGGUCCGCCGCCAGGUCCUGCUCCAGGUCUUCUUCCUGGUCCUCCUCCAGGUCUUCCUCCAGGUCCUCCAGAUCCGCCCUCAAGUCCGCCUCCAGGUCCUCCAGGUCUUCCACCUGGUCCUCCUGUAGGUCCGCCUCCUGGUCCUCCAGGUCUGCCUCCUGGUCCUCCUGCAGGUCUGCCUCCUGGUCCUCCUUCAGGUCUUCAAGGUCCGCCUCCUGGUCCUCCAGGUCCUCCAGGUCCGCCUCCAGAUCCGCCCCCAGGUCCUCCAGGUCUUCCAGGUCCUUCAGAUCCUCCUCCAGGUCCGCCUUCAGAUUCUUUUCCAGAUCCUCCAGGUCCUCCAGGUCCUCCAAGUUCGCCUCCAGGUCUUCCUCCAGGCCCUCCUCCAGGUCUUCCUCCAGGUCUUCCAGAUCCGCCCUCAAGUUCGCCUCCAGGUCUGCCUCUAGGUCCUCCAAGUCCGCCUCCAGGUUCUCCUCCAGGUCCUCCAUUUCAGCCUCAAGGUCCUCCUCCAGGUCCUCCAGGUCCGCCCCCAGGUCUUCCUCCAGGUUCGCCGUCAAGUCCGCCGCCAGGUCCUCCUCCAGGUCCUCCAAGUCCGCCCUCAGGUCCUCCAGAUCCACCCUCAAGUCUGCCUUCAAGUUACUCCAGGUCCUCCAGGUCCGCCGUCAAGUACUCUGCCAGGUCCUCCAGGUCCGCCGUCAAGUACUCUGCCAGGUCCUCCAGGUCCGCCGUCAAGUCCUCCGCCAGGUCCUCCUCCAGAUCCGUCUCCAGGUCCGCCGUCAAGUCCGCCGCCAGGUCUUCCUCCAGCGCGUGCGCACUUCGGCCGCAGAACCGCCAUGAGAAUCCCCGAUCCUCUGGCAGAGCAGGACAAGAGCACCCGAAAGACGGCCCCGCCCUCGGCCGACGGACAACGUCGCCCUCGGACGCCAUCUACGAGAAGGGCCUCGGCCUCGGUGGCACUCCGCCCGAGAGGCGGAAGGAGCGCCGAGUUCCUUUCGUGUUCGCGGGAAUCGUUUCUCUGGAAAAUUGA
Molecule: messenger RNA, 1329 nt
Organism: Penaeus indicus
Lineage: Eukaryota; Metazoa; Arthropoda; Malacostraca; Decapoda; Penaeidae
Product: basic proline-rich protein-like
Exons: 10
Coding region: 1-1329 (442 amino acids)
Source: RefSeq, a predicted model, not a curated record